This is a messenger RNA of Necator americanus (New World hookworm), 777 nucleotides long. RefSeq lists its product as uncharacterized. Bases 1 to 777 code for a protein of 258 amino acids. The transcript has 8 exons. NCBI's taxonomy places the organism in Eukaryota, Metazoa, Nematoda, Chromadorea, Rhabditida, Ancylostomatidae. The record is from RefSeq and is a predicted model, not a curated record.
AUGGGUUGGCUUAUCUUCGACGGUAUUAGUGUAUUGUACGUGCUCACAUUAUGUUUGUUGAUGAUAAUAAUAAUGGCCAUUUUUGCACAACGACAAAUCCUUCGGUUACGCAAUAACAGUGCAAGGCAACGACCAAACGUCUCGCUAAAACCCAUAGCAAAGAAAUCAUGUUUUGGUAUCGAACAAAAAUUGUCUGCGGUGGAAACGGUUCGAAAAUCAUACCUGCCCCGGCUAACGGAUUGUACGAUGAUCGGCCAGCACAGCAACGCACCAUAUGUUCAUCGCAUGAUCGCCGUCGAUGAGAUUUCGUUGGAAAUCGACUCUCAGUUGGCUCGGAUUGACCCAGAACUGGCUAGACAAGCUGGCGAGUCGACGUUGGCAUAUCUGACGCGAGUACGAAAGAAAAUGCCUUCACUUCCGGUCCCACUCUCAUACCGCAUCGCUUAUAUGCACGAAGCGGCUCGAUUCAGGCCACAGAGGUUCGAACUUAAGCAUCUCAUGGAGUUGCGGUCGCUGCUGAACCAGUUCGUGAAGAUAAUAGCUGAGGCGCCAGUUGUGGAUGCUGCAACGCCGGCAACCCCUGCCAAGGGGAUUCUUCAUCACUUAGGCCAGAAAGCUCUGCCCAACAGAAAGAGGCGACCGAAAUUUGGCGGAAGUGACGGCGGUCGUCUACUUGCUGGCUGUAUUAACGAAGAACAAGUAUCAUUGUUGCCAGCCGGCAGCCAUGUCCAACAACUACGACGACAAAGCGAUUCGCAUCGAAGUCUCGUAGAAUAA